This is a messenger RNA of Drosophila gunungcola (fruit fly), 3862 nucleotides long. It is a transcript of the gene Srrm1, whose product is annotated as serine/arginine repetitive matrix protein 1. Gene Ontology annotation, cellular component: spliceosomal complex. The transcript is spliced from 4 exons. Bases 429 to 3320 code for a protein of 963 amino acids. Gene Ontology annotation, biological process: regulation of mRNA splicing, via spliceosome; mRNA processing. The record is from RefSeq and is a predicted model, not a curated record. Lineage: Eukaryota; Metazoa; Arthropoda; Insecta; Diptera; Drosophilidae. Gene Ontology annotation, molecular function: RNA binding.
GUGCCGAUUACUCGUGAAUUGGGCCGCUGCUGCCAUCGCUGGCGCAGACCGUUUUCACGAAGAUAUUUUUUAUUUUGCGAAGAAAAAGUGCAGGGAAACUGGCGCAAUAAGGUGUCUUAAAAGGUGUUCAACGACGGUGACAGGUGCAAGAGACUGAUUACCGCGACAACAUACACUGCAGAUAUCGUUUUAAUUGGCAAAAAAGCAUCCGCAUCCCCGGCCAUCACACAUACACAGACGGCGAAAAGACGCUGCGCGAGUGUGUGUGUAAUCGACUUGCGUGGUGCCGGGUUACAUAUAUUUAUAUUGAAUUUUUAUUGAAUUUCGUGCCUCGCAAUAAACAAAUGUGCUUGGCCUAAAAAUACGGGCCACAAAUUGGCGGCAGUGCAUCCGAAAUUCCCGCAGGAGACAAAUAAAUCUCACACAAAAUGAUGUUCACGGGCACCAACCAGCAGCAGGACACCCGGUUCAGCGACAAGGAGAAGAAGCUGAUGAAGCAAAUGAAGUUCGGCGACUGCCUGAAUAAGCGGGUGGACAUGUCCAAGGUGAAACUAGACGUACUGCGUCCCUGGAUUAGCAAGAAGAUCACCGACAUCCUGCACAUCGAGGAUGAUGUUGUCGUGGAGUUUGUAUACAAUCAGCUGGAGGAGGAGAAGUACCCGUGCCCGAAGAAGAUGCAGAUCAACAUGACGGGUUUCCUAAACGGCAGGAAUGCCCGCCAGUUCAUGGGCGAGCUGUGGGCCUUGCUGCUGUCCGCCCAGGAGAGUGAUUCGGGGAUUCCGGCAGAGUUCAUCCAGCAGAAGAAGGACGAGAUACUCAAGCGGGAGGAGGAGCAGCGGCAGCGGGACAGAUCGCGCUCCCGCUCGCGUUCCCGCUCCCAGCGCGCCAGCUCUAGGCGAGAUCGGCAGCGUGACCGCUCCAAAUCCAAGUCGAGAUCACGAUCCCGCUCGGUGAAGCCGGCCAACAACAACGGUUCGGUGCCCAGUGCCGCUCGAGAAGCGGCCGCCAAUGCUGCGGCCCGAAUCCGGAAGCGUGGCUCCUCCUCGGCCGCCCGGCCCGCCUCCAGGGAGCGCCGCUCCAGCCGGCGACCCCGUUCGCGUUCUCCCCAGCGUUCCCGCUCCCGAGCCUCCGGCAAGAAGGCGGGCUCGGUGGAGCCCGCACCCGCCAAGACUGUCAAUGGCCGCCAUUCGGCGGACAAGUCGCCUCAUCCGGCGGCGGCGUCCAAGGGCAAGUCGCGUUCGCGGUCUCGCUCCCGGUCGCCGCGCAGCCGCUCCCGUUCGGGAAGCCCCAAGCGGUCGCGUUCCCGCAGCUCCUCGCGACGCAGUCGCCGGCGUGGACGCUCCAGCAGCAUCUCGCUGUCGCCGGAGCGCAAUCAGGAUAACUUUGAGCAUCGACGCAACAAGAACAGUGUGCAGAACAAACGGCAGUAUCGCAACAACCGGGGAGAUUCGGCCAGUUCCAUGGAGCGCGGCAAUGAUCGGGGCAGACAGUUUGGCGGCGGAGGAGGCGGUCGUCGCGGCGGCAGGCGCUUCUCGCCAAGAGGACGCAGUCCAAUGCGGCAGGAUAAUGGAGGCGGAGGCGGUGGGAAUCGCUUCCAGCGAUCCAAUUCGCGGCGCCGCUCUAGAUCUCGACGACUUUCCCGCUCGCCCAUGCGGUACUCUCGUUCUCCAAGACGAAACUUCAACAAUCGUCGUCGCUCGCCCAUGAUGAACUUCAGAGGCGGAGGUCGUGGUGGCGGACGCGGUGGCGGGCAUCGCCAGAUGUGGCAGCACCGCGGAGGAUCGCCCAACUUCCGCGGUGGCGGCCGUAUCCACUGGCAGGCCAGGCACAGUCCUGGCGGCGGAGGACGCGGUGGCGGUGGCGGCGGAAUGGGACGCUUCGACAGACGCCAGUCGCCGCAGCAGAAUCGCUAUAAUCGCGAUCACCGCCAGUCGCCCAUGCAGCAGGGUCAGCCCUUCCGCAAGCACUUCUCGCCGCAUCCGGGACCGGGACGUCGUUUCUCCUCGCCCCAGCAGCGUCGAAACUCUCGAGAUCGCCGUCCCAACUCGAGGGAGAGGCGCAGUUCGCCCGGUGGCGGUCAUAUGAAUCGGUGGGACAAUCCGCCACCUGCCAGGAAUCGCCGUUCGUCGUCAGGCAGCUCGGUGGAACCGGCAGGUGGACGCCAGCAGCGACAGCGCAGCCCCAGUCCGCCGGAGAAGCGCGGACGCAGCCGCAGUCGCAGCCAGAGUCGCCAGAGAAGCCGCAGUCGCUCUAGUCCGCGGCGAAGUCGCAAGCGGGAGAGCCCAGUUGGACGAUCCUCUGUUGAGUUCACUGGCCCGCCAGUAAACACCAUCGAUCUCUGCCGCGAAGAGCAGCAGCGCAAAGCCAAGCCAGAAACCAUCAUAGUGUUGGACGAGGCUCCUCCGGUCGUGCGCACUGGCUACGCCAGCCUGUCCCGCACGCCCUCUCCGUUCCUUAAGCCUCACGAGCGGCUCGCAGCCAAGGCGGCGGCGACGGCGGCGGCACCAAAGAAAUCCCGCGACCAGAGCCAGAGCAGCAGCUCGGACAGCAGUGCGGACAGUGAUGACAGCGAGGAGCAGCCUCGCCGCAAGAAGCGCCAGCCCAAUGUGGAGGCGGCCAAGGGCAAGGCGAAGGAAAAGGCGCGACGCAGCUCGGAGAGCUCAAGCAGCAGCGAACAGAGCGACGACGAGGACAACUCGAGCGGGGAUGAGCGGCUCAAGAAGAAGCUGCAGCUGCAGAAGGAAAAGGAGAAGGAGGCGGCGGCGGCCCUCAAGGAGAAGGAAAAGGAGCGGGAAAAGGAGAAGGAUAAGGACAAGCGGCGUGCGGACAAGAAGCACAAGCGAGGGGCCACGUCCAGCGGCGACGAGGCGUCCACGAGCAGCCGCAAGCGUAGUCACAAGAAGACGCGACGGGACGAGGGUGGGGAGGCCGGCAACGGGAACAGCGACUCCGAGGACGAGCAUUUGCCCAAGAAGAAGCGCAAGAAGGCCAAGAAGGCGGUCGACUCCAGCGACAGCGAUUCAGAGGCCUCCUCCAAGCGCAAGAAGCAUAAGAAACACAAGAAGCACAGCAAGAAGAGCAAGAAGCAUAAGAAGCACAAGCGGAAGGCCAGUGGCGGCAAGUCGCGGGCGGACAGCAGUUCCCAGGGCAGCAGUGACGAUGAGGAGCAACCAGCCUCUGGAGCGGCUGCCAAGCGAAACGGUAACACAGGCAAAAUGCCGCUACUGCUGGCGGGCGCUUCCGGUCCGGGCGUCAUCAACGAGGACCUCGAGAAGCAGCUGCGGGAACGAGCCCUCAAAUCCAUGAAGAAGCUGGACUGAACGACACUAGAGACUUUGUGCGAGUAUGAUUGCCCCAACCAAAUCCACUCCCAACACAUUGACCCUCCACUACUCAUCCCCCCAUUGUGAAUCGCUCGCCCUCACAGACAGACGUACGUAGCCAUUAAAAUAGAAAUAUACAUUUAAACCAACUAAACAUUCAUUAAUUGCAUACAUUGUAUUUCUUAAAAUGUAUUUCACAUAACGUUAAGUUAUUUCGCCUAUACAAAAAAAAACAGUAGCGACUAAAUUAGCGAGCCAACAUUAAGCGAAUGAAUACAGUUUGUAUUAUGUACAAAAAAAUAAUGAAAAUCUGAAUUAACCAUUAUAACUAUUUAGCCCCCAGUGGUUUUAAAUGCAUAAUUUCAAAACAUAAAACAAAGCAAGGACACAUAAACAAGCGUAAAUUCGUUUGGCAAAUUGUAUUGUUGCCGCAGUUUAAUUUAUAAGUAGGUUUUACAGAAUGUAAUUAAUAAUGCCUAAAGCGCGAAUUGUGUGUUUGAGGGGCAUUAACUAAAGAGAAAAUAAACACAAUUGUAAAA